AUGGCUCCCUCCCGCCUCCUCCUCCUCCUCCCCCAGCUCCCCCCCAGGCCCCGAGCCUGCCUGCUUUGGGCUCUGGCUCUGGGGGUCCUGCUCCCCCUCCUCUUCCUCUUCCUCACCUGGCCCUGGGGCUCGGGCGGCCCCCCCACCGCCCCGUGGAAGCUGCACCUGCUCCAAGCCAGCCCCGAGCCCGUGGCGGCCCUGACCGACGGCACCUUCACCUUCUACCUCAACCGGAGCGUCUACGAGAGCCUCUACCCUCACCUGCAGCUCUACAGGUGCCGAGAGCUGAUGGCCCAGGAUGGGCUGUGCCAAGGACCCUCCCGGCUGCCCCUGUUGCUCCUGGCUAUCAAGUCCCACCCGGCGUCCGGCCUGCGGAGAGCCACCUUGCGCCGCACCUGGGCCCAGCCGGUGGAAGUGGGGGGCUUCCGGCUGCAGCCUCUCUUCCUCCUAGGGGUGACGCCCGACCCGAGGCAGCUGGCGCUGGUGGCGCGGGAGAACGAGGUCUUCGGCGACAUCCUGAUGUGGGAUUUGGGGGAGUCCCACCACAACCUCUCCCUCAAGGAGAGCUGCUUCCUGCAGUGGGUGCAGGGGCACUGCCAGCGGGCGGCCUUCGUCUUCAAAG
Molecule: messenger RNA, 622 nt
Organism: Notechis scutatus (mainland tiger snake)
Lineage: Eukaryota; Metazoa; Chordata; Lepidosauria; Squamata; Elapidae
Source: RefSeq, a predicted model, not a curated record